Ilex paraguariensis (yerba mate) is the source of this 6172-nucleotide messenger RNA. Lineage: Eukaryota; Viridiplantae; Streptophyta; Magnoliopsida; Aquifoliales; Aquifoliaceae. The record is from the annotation of a GenBank genome assembly.
AGAGAGCAUCAGGAGAGAGAGAGAGAGAAAGAAAAGCUCAACAAAGCAAAAGCCCAAACCUCAAUCUUCACGGAACCAGAAGACUUGAAGCCCAAAACAACGACAGUGGUAUAUAUAUAAGCAGAUAUAUAUAUUGUUCAUCGAUGAUUUCUAGGGUUUCUUUUUCUCGUUCCUCUUCAAUCCAUAUUGUUAUCUGAUCAAUGAAUCAAGCAGUUCACAAGGUCAGUGACUCCUUAUUCUCUCUAAUUUAUGUUUUCCGGACAUCCAAUUGAAUAAACGACAAGAUUAUUCACCACCCGUUUCGUGUGUGUAUGUAUAGAUUUUAUAAGAGAAAUCCGUGUAUUGAGAUAUUUAUACAGACAUAGCUGGUUCUUGUCAUGCGAUUGUCUCGGUCAGCUUCGAUUGCGAAGAGAAGGAAGGAUCAGAAAUUGGGUAAUUGUAGGGCUAGGAAAAAGCACAAGAGGCUCGACGCAAUUUGUGAAAAGGCGUAUAAUCGGAACCAUGGUGGCGUUAAAGCCGAAUCAAGUGAGGGUAAUGCUGAAACUGGAUUGGUGGGGAGUGAAUUGGAGCUGCGUCGGAGCACUAGGGUUCGGAAGGCUCCGGUGGUGCUCGAUGCAUCGCCCCCGCUGCCAAAGAAGCGGCAGAAAAUUGAUAAGAAUAGGGGAUUUGAUUCGUCUGGGAGCGUUAAGAUGGAAGAUGAGGUGAAGAGUGAGCCUCCUUGUUCCACUUCGGGGGGUUUGGAGCAGGAAUUGGAUAGUUGGAAGUCCAGGUUGAGAUCAAGGGCUAGAAACGCGAGUUUUCGUGGGAGGGAAAAAGGGGAGUAUUUGCUGAGAGGGAAAAGAAAACUAUUUAUGGAUUUUGAUGGGGUUGUGGAAGAACCCAAGUUAAAGGUUGUAGAGUUGAAUCAGGAGGAGGAGGGGCUCGAAGUUGGGAAGUCGACCGUUGUUAAGUCGAAGAGGCCAGGUAGAAUUAAAGCUUCAAAUGUUUUGAGGACUGAGGAUCAAGGGAUUGGGUUAGGUGGUGUCAAAGAGGAUAGCAGAGAGAUGAAUAAAGGGGAGGUGCUAGUAGUGACUGAUGGGUCAUGCAUAAAUAAUGAAAUGGAAUGUGGAAAUGAUGGGGAAGUAAAAGAUGACAAUGCUGCUCCACAAUCGAUUGAGAAUGAGGAGAGCAAAGUUCAGAAUGGUUUACAGCUCGAAGAGUGCCGAGACGAAGACAACUUGGUAUUCAUGGAACAAAAUAAACAGGUGGAACAAUCAGAUUGUUUGAAGGAGGGAGAGAACCAAGGGGAUGCUGGAGAGCUUGGCAGGGUUUCUAGUGAUCAAGUGGAAGAUGGUGGAUGUCAUAAUAAACAGUUGGGUGAUGAGAAUCCCAAGAAGGUGGGCGAGACUUCUUGUGCUCUAACUUAUGAAUUUAACAAGCCUCGUAUAAAAGAGGGAAGAAGAUGUGGUUUGUGUGGGGGAGGGACAGAUGGCAAACCUCCAAAAACAUUAGUGCAUUAUGGUGCUGGGAGUGAGAAUGAGGCAUAUAGUGGAUCUUCUGCGUCUGAGGAGCCUAACUAUGACAUUUGGGAUGGAUUCGGCGAUGAACCUGGCUGGCUUGGACGCCUAUUGGGUCCCGUAAAUGAUCGUUUUGGAAUUGCUGGAAUCUGGGUGCAUCAACACUGUGCUGUCUGGAGUCCAGAGGUUUAUUUUGCUGGUUUGGGAUGCUUAAAAAAUGUUAGGGCAGCACUGUGCAGAGGAAGGGUAUUGAAAUGCACUCGUUGUGGGAGGCCAGGGGCGACCAUUGGAUGUCGUGUUGACCGAUGUCCAAAAACUUACCACUUGCCUUGUGCACGAGCUAAUGGUUGUAUUUUUGAUCAUCGCAAAUUUCUGAUAGCCUGCACAGAUCACCGGCAUCUCUUCCAACCUUAUGGCCCUCAGAGUGUGUACCGGUUAAAGAAAAUAAAAGCUAAGAAAAUAAAAUUGGGGAUGAGAAAGCUGUCAAAUGAUGCCUGGAGGAAGGACCAUGAAGCAGAAGAAAAAUGGUUAGAGAACUGUGGGGAAGACGAAGAAUUUUUAAAGCGGGAGAGCAAGAGGCUCCAUCGAGAUUUGUUGAGGAUUGCACCUGUAUAUAUUGGUGGCUCAAACAUGGAAAGCAAAAUGCAAUUUCAGGGUUGGGAAUCCGUUGCUGGGCUUCAAGGUGUCAUCCAAUGCUUGAAGGAGGUUGCCAUUAUACCUCUAUUAUAUCCUGAAUUUUACAAUAAUCUGGGGCUUACGCCUCCUAGGGGAGUUCUGUUACAUGGACAUCCUGGUACAGGAAAAACUUUGGUAGUGCGUGCACUAAUCGGUUCAUGUGCUCGUGGUGAUAAACAGAUAGCCUACUUUGCUCGCAAAGGUGCAGAUUGUUUAGGAAAAUAUGUUGGUGAUGCUGAGCGCCAGCUGAGACUUUUGUUUCAGGUUGCUGAGAAAGCUCAACCAUCUAUAAUAUUCUUCGAUGAGAUAGAUGGGUUAGCACCUUGUCGCACUAGGCAGCAAGAUCAGACGCACAGUUCAGUUGUGUCCACAUUGCUUGCUCUAAUGGAUGGUUUAAAAUCUCGAGGUUCAGUUGUAGUAAUUGGGGCUACGAAUCGUCCUGAUGCUGUUGAUCCAGCUUUAAGACGGCCUGGGAGAUUUGAUAGAGAAAUUUAUUUUCCACUGCCUUCGGUUAAAGAUAGAGAAGCUAUCCUCUUGCUUCAUACACAGAAGUGGCCGAAGCCUGUUAGUGGAUCAUUGCUCAAGUGGAUUGCCAGGAGAACUGUAGGAUUUGCUGGUGCUGAUCUGCAGGCUCUUUGUACUCAAGCUGCAAUUAUUGCUCUAAAGAGAAGCUGCCCCUUGCAGAAACUUCUGUCCACAUCUGGAGAGGAAGCUCCUCAUGGUAAACGCCCUCCCCUUCCCACUUCUACCGUGGAGGAGAGGGACUGGUUGGAGGCACUUUCUUGCAUGCCACCUCCAUGCUCUCGAAGAGAAGCUGGAAUGGCUGCAAAUGAUGUGGUGGCGUCACCUCUUCAAGACCAUCUUUUGCCUUGUCUGCUGCAACCACUUUCCAGAUUGCUUGUGUCCUUUCACCUAGAUGAGCGUGUCUGGGUGCCGCCUCCUCUUUCUAAAGCUGCUGCAUUAGUAAAAAACAUCAUUAUGUCUGCUUUAGAUAAGAAGAAGGUGCGAAGUGAUUGUUGGUGGUCCCAUGUUCAUGAUUUGCUUCAAGAAGCAGAUGUUGCAAGUGAGAUCCAGAGUAAUCUUUCACAUGCCCAUAUUUUAGUUGGAAAUGAGAACUUUGCCCAGUUCGAAGAUUCAGAUGAUAAUAGUGAUGAAAACAGUUUGAAGCCUGAACCUUCCAAACUGCACCGUGUGGUUGCUCACACUAGUCUGUUGCAGAACAUGUCUGGUGCAUCAGGAAAAAUAUCAGGAUUUCGCAUAUUGAUUUCUGGAAAUCCCAGAUCUGGCCAGAGGCAUCUUGCUUCUUGCCUUCUCCACUGUUUUGUAGGGAAUGUUGAAAUUCGGAAGGUUGAUUUGGCUACAAUUUCUCAAGAAGGACAUGGAGAUGUGAUGCAGGGAUUAACACAAAUUUUAAUGAGAUGUGCUAGUGAGAGUUCGUGCAUGAUAUUCAUGCCAAGAAUUGAUCUCUGGGCUGUAGAACAACAUGAUCAAGGCAACAAGAAGACUGAUUACCCUUUAAUGAACCUUGAAGUGUCUGAGAACAAGUCCUGUUCACCAAACAGUGAAGUAUCUGAUAAUGAAGGCAAUUUGUCUCCAUCAGCAAAGAUGGCAGGGCUCCAAGAUGCUUUGCAAAGGGUCUCAGAUCUGUGGAGCUCAUUUGUUGAGCAGGUGGAGUCAAUAUGUGUGUCUACAUCCUUGAUGAUUCUGGCUACAUCAGAAGUGCCAGUUGCAGUACUUCCUCUCAGAAUAAGGCAUUUCUUUGAGAGUGACUCACUGGAUUGUAUUCCUUCAACUCACUUGGGAGGCACAGUACCCCGAUUCUCUGUGUCUGUCGAUGAGAAUUUCGACCAUGAUAUGGUGAUUGAUUCAUCUGCAGCAAAGUUAUCAAAUGAUUUGGCACGACAGUUUGUUCAGUUGAUACAUCAUAGAACUCAUGUCUGUGGAAGUACAUGCAAGGAAUAUAAAGCUUGCAAUAACAUUGAAGGCGAUGCAGAUACAAUUUGUGCCAACCUGGUUACUGAACCUGUCACUGAACAUGGAACCAAAGGUGAAUGCCCUGUUAGUCCUGUUAUGAGAUUUCCACUUCCACUUCCAACCAAGUAUAUGAAAGGGAAACCGAGCUUGCUGUCAGCGAUAUCAGCAUUUGGAUAUCAAAUCUUGUUGUAUCCUCAUUUUGGAGAACUUUGUUGGGUCACAUCCAAGUUAAAAGAAGGUCCCUAUGCCGACAUAAAUGGACCUUGGAAGGGCUGGCCUUUCAAUUCAUGUAUAGUUCGUCCUAACAACUCAUUAGAAAAGGUAGUUGCUGCUUGUAGCUCGAGCAAUGUUAAAAGCAAAGUACAAUCUGGUUUAGUUAGAGGCCUAAUCGCUGUUGGUUUAUCGGCAUAUAGAGGUGUCUAUACAUCACUUCGGGAAGUUUCCUCUGAGGUUCGGAAGGUUUUGGAGCUCCUGGCUGGACAUAUUAAUGCUAAAAUUCAGGCUGGGAAGGAUACAUACCAAUAUAUUCGCCUUCUAUCCCAAGUGGCUUAUCUCGAUGAUAUGGUUAACAGCUGGGCAUACACACUCCAAAGUUUGGAGGUGGAUGCUCAACAUACAGAGGCAAGCCCUAAGCCAUCAUGUGUGGAAUCUGUGGACAGUUCAAAUAUUAGCAAGGAUAAUCUCGUGCAGGGUGAUGAAUACAAACCAAAUGUUCCUAAUAAGAGCUCUCAGGAAUCUGUAGUGCAGGAAAAAAGUCCCGGGGGAUUGGAUGCCAAAAACAUUGUAUCUAUUGAUCUGAAAGAUGAUAAUUGUCAUCACUCAGAAACAGAAGGGAGACCUGCAGUUUUAGAAGAGCUUUCAGAACAGUGUGUCUUGCACCGUGCUGUUGCUGUUCCUCCAAUACAUUUUCAGGGUUCUUCAUCUGCUGCUGAUUCAUUGGGUGUCAAAACAUCGGUUGAGCAAAAUGGGGUCAAUGCCGAGUCAUUUAGGUCAGAAGAUUCUGGAACUCAUGCUGAUGGCUCUGGAGAUUUUGCUACCAUAAGACAAUCUAAUGGAUUUGCAUACAAAGACACUGUCGUCCUUCCCAGUGAUGGUCCCUCUUGUUCAUGUGAUUCAGGUUGUGUAAAGCUGUCUAGCACUGGAAAAGAGAGCAACCAAGAUAAUGGUUUGUCCUUGGCAGGGAUUAGUACUCAAUCUGAGGAUGGAAAACUAAACUCUGCCAGUUUACCAACUGAUUCUGGUGUUGUGUGUUUGUAUGGUUGUUGCUCUAAGUGCCUAAUCAAUAUCUACCAUUUAAUGCGAAAAAUUCUUACUUAUCAAGUGGGACUGGAAGGGAGUGAUUGGACAGCGGAAGAUGUUCAUGAUGUUGUGACGACAUUGUCUCUGAAUCUUCAUACGACAAUAAGGAAAUUUUUUCUGGCUGGAAGUUCAAGCAAUACAUUUGAAAAAAAUCUGACACUUGAUAAUUAUAGCAAAUUCUUUGAAGAUCGAGAAAUGUGGACAUGUCUUUGUAAAAAUUCAGAAAAUAGAUUGGUCAUACCGAUGGAAUGUAUGUGUGAUUCAACAAACAAGAGUACAGCUGCUGAAGUAAAUUCCUCUCAGAAUCUUCAACAGUGGCUUCAUUCAAAAUAUAUCUACAGAGACGGUGUGCUGUCCAAUGUGGAUCCUGAAAAGGAUGCUUCUUGUCACUGUAAAUUUAAGACAUUAUGCCUUUGUUCUCUUAUAGAGUGGAUAGUAAUGGCCAAGCAGCCUUUAGAUUGAUGUGAUGCUGUCACAUCUUUAAUUGGCUUCCCCUUGGCAAAUUUUGAUGUACUUGCGGAAUUUAGGUAUGAAAUUUCCCUCAAGAGAUGUUAAAAAACAAAAUUUUGUCAUCUGAGUGUCAGUUUAAUUGAUGCUCUUCCAUGGACAACAAAUUUUGUCUUUCUGGCAUACAAGCUAAUCUGCCUUAUGUAAGUAGCAUUUGGAAUUUUUUGAUUCUUCAGUUUAUGUAAAUUUAUGAUGUUGUGAUCAUCGAUUGCUUGAUUGAG